AUGGGCAAUGUUGCUGGCGGUGGCGAUGGCAGUGGCCGUCCCACCCUGCGCAUGGGCAUAAGAUCCCCUUACCCGGCUGGCGUGUCAACAUCGCCGACAGCAUCGGGCUGUCCUGCCGAUGACGGCGCGGACGGUGUCGAAUGGGUUGUAAGCUACAGCCCCCGAGGUGAAGAGCCUCGGCAGGUUGCAACUGCGACUGUGGACGUGUCGCACCUGGCGCUGGAUUGCAGUGACCCACGGGUCACCUCGGGGCCGCCACGAGAGCUGUCCGUGUUUGUGCAGGUGGAGGUCGGCGCCCAGAGCGCUCUAGCGGACGGAAUGGCAGACUCAGACAGAAAGCGCUGCACCUAG
Molecule: messenger RNA, 351 nt
Organism: Volvox carteri f. nagariensis
Lineage: Eukaryota; Viridiplantae; Chlorophyta; Chlorophyceae; Chlamydomonadales; Volvocaceae
Exons: 4
Coding region: 1-351 (116 amino acids)
Source: RefSeq, a predicted model, not a curated record